Messenger RNA from Cladophialophora carrionii CBS 160.54, 2226 nucleotides. RefSeq lists its product as uncharacterized. The record is from RefSeq and is a predicted model, not a curated record. Gene Ontology annotation, cellular component: cell surface; extracellular region. Gene Ontology annotation, molecular function: beta-glucosidase activity. The coding region runs from base 1 to 2226 and encodes 741 amino acids. The transcript has a single exon. Gene Ontology annotation, biological process: glucan catabolic process. NCBI's taxonomy places the organism in Eukaryota, Fungi, Ascomycota, Eurotiomycetes, Chaetothyriales, Herpotrichiellaceae.
AUGCCGAAGCCCCGUCGUGAGUCCGCGGCAAGGGCCGAUACACGUCCCGCAUUCAACAGGCCGCCGAACGCGCGUGCAGCACCAGCACCAGCAGCGCAUCCUUUCCUCAGCGAUGACGACGAACCGCGUACGCCGAGAAGAGCCCCGAAGGAAAAGGCAAAAGCUUCACCGGUGCCAUCGCCAUCCCCGGAGAAAAGACCUCGCAGAGCCAGCGAUCGACACCGGAGCGCAAGCGACGCGCGCGGGGAUCCCAGGCGGCACAGGGAAAAGGAGCGAGAUAGAGCAAAGUACAGCUCGGGAACAUCGACGAACAGCGGCACUCAGCUUUUGAGUAGCGCGGCAUUGGCAAAGCUGAAUGCUCACAACGAGCGAACCGAGUUCGAGGAGAAGUACGUAGAACGCAAACGCAGAGAGAGGAGACAGAAGGAAUACAAGAAGCUCAAGGCAGCCGACGCAUCUCCGAGGCGGAAAGCCAGACACAAGAAUCGGAAUGUCAGUGGUGCCAUCUUGGAGGAGGGAAGGGGUGGUCGAAAGCACGGACGACCGCAUGGACGCGGUGGCGGCUACGAAAAGGAGUAUGAGGCGCGUCGGCGAUCAGAGAGCGACGCUGGACGGCGCAAGAAGAAGAUCUGGUUGCUGUUAGGUCUGAUCGCGUUAUUGCUGAUAAUUUUCAUUCCUGUCGGCGUGGUGGUGAGCAACAACAGCAAGAAGUCAAGCGGUGGAUCGUCCUCAUCUUCCGCCUCCUCGGGGGACACCUCAUCCGACCCAAAGAAUGACUGUGACUCAAGCUCGGUCCCAGCAAGCGCAAAAGGCACCUAUACUGAUAUCUCUACCUGGAUGGACACGGCCGACUUCAAUUGUACGUACACGGCCGAGACAGUCGGAGGGCUGUCGGUCAUGGGUCUCAACUCGGACUGGGAUGACUCGACCAAGGCCAACGACAACGUCCCAGCACUGAAUGAGAAGUGGGACUACGGAAAUAUGCCCAUACGAGGCGUGAAUAUUGGUGGAUGGCUGUCGUUGGAACCAUUCAUCACACCGUCCAUGUUCGACUAUCCCGCCUCUGCUGGUGUUGUUGAUGAAUGGACCUUGACGCAGAAGCUCGGACCAGCAGCACAGCGUGUACUUGAAACACAUUAUUCCACAUUCAUCACGAAGCAGAGCUUUGUCGACAUCAAGAACGCCGGCCUGGACCAUGUGAGGAUCCCAUACCCCUACUGGGCUGUCAACACGUAUCCCGGUGAUCCAUAUGUACCACAAGUUGCCUGGCGGUACCUGCUGAGAGCAAUCGAGUACUGCCGUCAAAAUGGCCUGAGAGUCAAUCUCGAUUUGCAUUCUGUCCCUGGCAGUCAGAACGGCUGGGCUCACAGCGGUCACCAAGGCGACAUAGGUUGGAUUUUGGGCCCUGAUGGAGCCACGAAUGCUCAGAGAUCAUUGGACAUACACAACCAGCUUUCUUCAUUCUUCGCGCAGGAUCGGUACAAGAACGUGGUCACCAUUUAUGGCCUUGUCAACGAGCCAAAGAUGUUGGUUAUCCCCCCUCAAUCUGUAUUGGACUGGAACCAGCAAGCCAUCAAGAUCGUCCGAGGCAACGGCAUUGAUCAACAUAUUGUCUUCGGGGACGGCUUCCUCAGCCUUGACAGCUGGGACGACAUGUUCCAUGGUGUUGACGACAAACUGGUCAUGGACACUCAUCAGUACCAGAUCUUCAACACUGGUCAGCUCAAAUUAAAGCAUCAAGACAAGAUCAACCUUGCAUGCUCUGGCUGGACAGGGCUAAUGGUUGCAGCCAACAAUCCUUCGACCGGAUGGGGGCCGAUCCUGGACGGCGAGUGGUCCCAGGCGGACACAGACUGCACACCGAAUCUGAACAACGUCGGAGUUGGCUCCAGAUGGGCGGGCACUCUCGACACAGGUGACCCUGAAACCUCGGUCUUGACACCAACCUGUGCUGAGCCUCCGUGUUCUUGCGCCCAAGCAAACGCAGACCCCAGCACAUACUCCGACUCGUACAAGCAAUUCUUGCAGAUGUACGCCGAAGCUCAAAUGCACAGCUUCGAACAAGCAUGGGGCUGGUUCUAUUGGACUUGGAGGACUGAAAACGCUGUACAAUGGAGUUAUAUGCUGGGUUUGAAGGCUGGGAUUCUCCCUGAAAAGGCAUACUCGCCGUCAUUCAAAUGUGACUCGGAUGUGCCUGAUUUUAGCGAUUUGCCUGAAAGCUAUUGA